Penicillium psychrosexuale is the source of this 1305-nucleotide messenger RNA. RefSeq lists its product as uncharacterized. Gene Ontology annotation, molecular function: N-acetyltransferase activity. The transcript has 2 exons. The record is from RefSeq and is a predicted model, not a curated record. The coding region runs from base 1 to 1305 and encodes 434 amino acids. NCBI's taxonomy places the organism in Eukaryota, Fungi, Ascomycota, Eurotiomycetes, Eurotiales, Aspergillaceae.
AUGGAGAACCUUGAGAUACUGCGUCCAGUUGACUCGUUCGUGCUACCUGUCAAAGACUAUGUCUAUCAGGCAUGCGAGGCCGCAAUCGCGGAACAUCCGUCGCUAUCCGCCAUUGUGGCGGACGAAGACACACAAGACCCCUAUUUCGUACGGCUGCCAGAAAUUGAUCUUGACCAAGUUGUGUCUUUCCAGGACAGAAAACCAGGCUUGUUAAGUACCGAAGCUGAUGGCGAGCCUACCCCGGAUCUUGACCUGCAAACCUUGCUUGCGACCGAGCAUAACACGCCUUUCAGGGCUCCAAAUCCCUUCUGGAGAGUCUCUGUCCUUCUAGAUAUAGAAGAUGAGCGGCAAUUUACUGUGGCAUUUGUAUAUCACCACGCCAUUGGCGAUGGAACAUCCGGGAAAGCCUUCCAUCGGACCUUCCUACGAGCCCUAGGCGUAACGGAGUCCUCGGACCAGACUAUAUCCAUCGUCAAGUCUCCGAACCUCCCUCUCUUGCCAAAUAUCGAGGAAGUGCACCCAAUGUCUUUUUCCUUAUUCUAUCUUGCGAAGAAAAUAAUCCAGGAAAAAGUAUACUCCCGACGACCCACAGGUCUAUGGACUGGCUCCAAGGUCCUACUCCCCACUCAAACCCGCCUGCGGCUCGUGCCAUUCUCCAGACUCCUUGUCAAGGCAGUAAGAGACAGAUGUCGACAAGAGAGUACGACAAUCACGGCACUUCUGCAGACGAUUGUCGCUCGCUCUAUCUUCGCACACAUCCCGCCUGAGUUCACGCGGCUCGCCUGCACCGGCGCGCUCUCGAGCCGGCGCUGGCUGCCAGAUUUUAUCGCUGAUGAAUCAAUGGGUGUCUGGGUCCAGGACUACGAAGAGACCUAUUCCCGGGCGACAGUCGCACCGUCUGAAGGCUUCCCAUGGGCAGAGGCUAGACGGUCUCGUAAGACGAUUCAUUCUGUCCUGAAAAUGAAAGGGAAAAAUGCUAGCACGAGUCUGCUUCAGUUUGUCGAUAAUUUUCAGGAGGAAUUGUGUUUGUCCAAGGUUGGCAAGGACCGUGAUAAGAGCUUUGAGGUGUCGAAUAUCGGCGUUUUGGACCCGCAAACAAAUUCUGACCUACCUUCUAUCAAGGGGAUGGUUUUUUCCCAGUGUGCCAGUGUGAUGGGUAAUGCCAUUGAGGUGUCGGCUGUUACUGGGGGGGAUGGGUGUUUGGUGCUAGCUGUCUCUUGGCAGCAAGGGGUUGUGGAAGCUGAUCUCAUCAAUGAGAUCGUAGAAUCGACCAAGCAGGACCUAUAUUCUCUUGACGUGGCGUGA